This is a messenger RNA of Sus scrofa (pig), 6485 nucleotides long. Lineage: Eukaryota; Metazoa; Chordata; Mammalia; Artiodactyla; Suidae. The record is from RefSeq and is a predicted model, not a curated record.
CCCGCAGCCCUAGCCCCUGUUGGUCCCUCAAAGAGAAUCAGAAAAGAGCCCCAGAAGAUGCUGGAUGCCUACACUGAGAGGGCGGGUGGGCCAUCCUUAGUGUGGGGCUCAGCACACGGUGGGCGCCCAAGACGAGCAGCUGCCAUCCCAGGCACCCUUCCUGCCUGAAUCCAGUCCAUCCUGAAAAGAGUGGGAGCACGUAGUCCACUCUUCCAGCUCCUAGGAUCCCAGAAUUUCAGAGCACGACAAAGGGUGUUUUCAGUACCUCUGAUGGGGAGUUCCCUGGUGGCGCAGUGGGUUAAGAAUCUGGUGUUGUGGAGUUCCUGUUGUGACAAACCAGACUAGGAUCCAUGAAGAUGCAGGCCUCUCCAGCUCACCGCCGUGCUUCAGACACAUGGGGACGUGGGCGACGACGGCGACAGUGUACACCUGGUUCAGGGGGCACAGGUGCAGACAUGCCUACCAGGACGUAGCUGAGGCUCCCUGCAGCUCCUGCCCACCCUGCUGCCCAGCACACAUGCCCUUUAACUGUCUUUGCUGGCACACACGUGACCUCACAGUAGCUGUUUAUUUGGCAUGACUCUCAGAGGUGGAUCUGAGAAAAUGUUGCUGUGGUUUAUGUCAGAGAGGGUUUGGCCUAUGUUUUCCUCUAAGAGUUUUAUAGUGUCUGGUCUUAUAUCCAGGUUUUUAAUCCAGUUUGAGUUUAUUUUUCUGUAUGGUGUGAGGGAGUGUUCUAAUUUCAUUCUUUCCCAUGUGGGUGUCCAGUUUUCUCAGCACCACUUAUUUAACAAACUAUCUUUUCUAAUAGCUGUUUAUUUGGAAAAAAAACGGUGAAAAUGAAUAAAGUUUGGAUAGAGAGAGUUCAGACGGCAAGGCUAGCUAUCUUAUUUGCUUUCCUUUCUUUUCUUUUCUUUUUUUUUUUUUUCUUUUUUUUGCCACCCCGCAGCAUAUGGAGCUCCCAGGCCAGGGAUCAAAUCCGAGCCAUAGCCUCAAAUUAAGCCGCAGCUGUAGUAACACCAGAUCCUUAACCCACUGUGCCAUGCUGGGGAUCGAACCUGCAUCCCAGCGCUCUCAAAACACUGUCCAUCCUGUUGUGCCACAGCGAGAGCUCCUUAUUUCCCUUCCAAGCCCAUCCUAUCCUCAGGUCCCUUCCUCAUUCAUUCACUCAUUCAACACUCUGUUGAGCCCCCACUGUGCACUGGGCACCUUAAGGCCUGUGGAUUCAGAGGGGAAUGAGGCCAGCAGGUACCUCUGCCUUGUCGCAGGACAGCUCUGUGGGGGGGCCUGACAGUCUGGCCCCAGUCCGCUGAGGUCACCUGAGCAAGCUGCAGUGCCCCCGGCCCCCAUGGCCCUGCUGUCUGGCUCCAAGGAGGCCACCAGGAGGUGGGUUCUAGCUCCCCAGCUCUGACGAGGGCUAGGACAGCCCACAGGGCCCCCAGGCACGGCUGCUGCACCUGUGCGUCCUUCGCGCCCCUGUCAUCUGGCCAUGCUCCUUAUUAAAAAGAACAGCAACAGCAACAACAACAAACAGUGGAAACGAAUCCGACUAGGAACCAUGAGGUUGCAGGUUCGAUCCCUGGCCUCGCUCAGUGGGUUAAGAAUCUGGUGUCGCUGUGAGCUGUGGUGUGUAGGUCACAGACUUGGCUUGGGUCUGAUGUUGUGGGCCAGUGGCUGGAGCGCCGAUUGGACCCCUAGCCUGGAAAUCUCCAUAUGUUGUCGGUGCCGCCCUAAAAAGCAAGGAAAAAAACCCAAAAGAAAACAGGAUCUGGUGUUGCCGUGAGCUCCGGUGUAGACACAGCUAUGUGGAUCUGGUGUUGCUGUGGCUGUGGUGUAGGCUGGCAGCUGCAGCUCUGAUUCGACCCACAGCCUGGGAACCUCCAUGUACUACACCCACAGACCUAAAAAGACAAAACAAAACAAAAGUGCUGUGGCUCUGUCACUGCUGUGGUGGGUUCGAUCCCUGUCCUGGGAACUUCUCUAUGUAAAUAAAAUGAAAUAUGUACUUUUGUGCACUGAGAAGCCCUAAAUAGGAACAUAAAACGGGGUUGGGGAUGAGGUUCAGAGGGCCCGUGCCCCCCCCCCCAUAGGGCCCAUGUGGCUGCUGAGUGGGAGAGAGUCUCCAUUCCCUGCCCGGACACCCACCCUUGGGCCUGGCCCUGGGACGGGCUGCCUCCCUCUGGGGGCAGGGCUCUCAGGAGGCCUCGUCUGGGGGAGCCUGGGGGGGAGCUCUCUGCUCUCGGGGGACAGUCACGAGGCCGUUGGAGGGACAGGGCUAUAGGAGCCAGCCACACCUCCUUCUCUCGUCUGGGCUCUGGACAGGUGGGCUUCCCCAGGGGUUGGGGGACGGGAAGAUGCUGUCAGGGCCUGCCCGCAAGCCUGGGCCACCCAGCCUCAGGGCCCCAGAAACAGCCUGGGGGCCCUCGCCACUUCCCGGCUUCCUUUGCCUGGCUGCCUCCUCCAACGGCCCGGGCGUCUGCCCCUUUCACAGCCCCAGAGACUUGCCUCAACCUCUCGAGUGGUUUCCGAACCCCACCCCUCAUCCAGGUCGCCUGCCUGGUGCAGCGUCUGGGUGGUGAGGGUCCCACCAGACCCUGCCCGCCCCAGCCUGGAAUCAGGCAGAGGCCAGGCUCCAGCAGGGACAGCAGUUGGGGUGAGGGGCAGGGCUUUAGGUAGGGACCCAGGAAGGCGGGGGAGUGCCUCCUGGCGGAGAAAGUCUUGGCACAGCAAAGGUUGUGCUCCUUGGAGGAGCUGUGGUCCUUGGGCAAGUUCCUGCCUGCCUGGCCUUUGUCUCCCAGGAUGGAGGACAAGCCCAAGGCCCUGGCAGGUGACAGAGGCUGAAGGGGGCUGGGACAGGGGCUGCGGCCUCCCCUGAGUAAGUUGCUGGGUAAACACUGUGGGGACUCGGCUGUUAGUCUGGCCGGGGAGGCACCACUGCCCCUGCCAACCCACACGCAGCUGCCGCUCUGGCCCUGUAGCCCUGUGGGAGCAGACACGCCCACUGCUGCACCUUCAGAGCUUCACGAAAGGGCCCUUCAGGCUGCGGCUGGGCCAGAACCACAUGGACGGUACCCCCAGCCAGAGGACGGAGCCCCUGGGCAGGGUUCCUUUGAGGACGGACUCCGAGGUCUCAGAGCCUGGAGAACUGGAACUGCGGUGGUCGGAGCUGGGCUCCGAGCAGGCCCUGGGAGCUGGGACAGAGGGGCCCGGCAGCCCCCCAGCCUGGGGGCGUCUGCUGCAGGCUGUGUGGCAGGGUCAUGUGGGCCUGGUGACUCAGCUUCUACGACAAGGGGCCAGCCUGGAGGAGAGGGACAGCGCCGGCAGGACCCCCCUCCACCUGGCCGUGCUGCGUGGCCACGUGCCGCUGGUGCGUCUCCUGCUGCAGCGCGGGGCGCCGGCGGGAGCCUCAGACCGCGCGGGGCGCACGCCGCUGCACGAGGCCGCCUGGCAAGGCCACUCUCAGGUGGCCGAGCUGCUGCUGCGGCGCGGGGCGCGGGCGGACGCGCGCUGCGGGGCGGGCCUCACGCCGCUGCACUGGGCCGCCGCGCUGGGCCGAACGCUGCUGGCCGGGCGUCUGCUGGGCGCGCGGGGCCCGGGCCCCGAGGCAGCGGAUGCGCGAGGCUGGACGGCGGCGCAGUGGGCGGCUGCGGGCGGCCGGCUGCCGGUGCUCGAGCUGCUGGCGGCGGGCGGCGGCGCGGGCCUGGACGGCGCCCUGCUCGUGGCGGCAGCGGCCGGGCGCUCGACGGCGCUGCGCCUCCUCCUGGCGCGCGGGGCGCGGGUGGACGCCCGGGACGGCGCAGGGGCCACGGCGCUGGGCUUCGCUGCCGCCCUGGGCCGCCCACAGGACGUGGAGGUGCUGCUGGAGCACGGUGCAGAUCCCAGCCUCAAGGACAGGCACAGCCGCUCAGCCCUCCACAGGGCUGCCGCCGGUGGCCACCUGCUGGCUGUCCAGCUGCUGGCAGCCUGGGGAGCUGAGGUAGACGCCCAGGACUCAUUGGGCCUCACACCUCUGCACUAUGCUGCUCGGAGAGGCCACAAGGAGGUCGCAGGCCACCUUCUGGACAGGGGCGCGGAGGUCAAUGCGGCUGGCUGGCUCCACCAGACCCCCCUGCAUCUCGCUGUGGAGCGGGGCCAUGGACCCACUGCAGAGCUUUUGCUGAGCCGAGGGGCCAGCCCCACACUGAGGACGAGGUGGGGGCAGGUGGCCCAGGACCUGGGACCUGCCCUCUGUGGACAGCCCGAGAGGCCCUAAGGGUGGCAGGACCAGAGCAGGACAGAAGGUUCCGGGCUCCCUAAGCCUCAGAGCAACCCAGGCUCCACUCUGAAGGCCUGAGGCCACCCACCAGGGUGGAGGCGGGAACUGCCCAGAGGUCCUGGGGGAGAAGCAGGCAGCGGGCCAAGCCCCAGUAACAAGCAGGUGGCCGGAGCUGGGACAGCCUCACUGACUCCCGAGGCUGCAUCCCCCCUGCAGCCCCAGCCUUCUCCACGCUCUUUGGUCGAGAGACUGAGUUGUGGCAACAAAAGUGACCACAGCUGAUGUGUCCCCUUGGUGGGUCCACCAUGGCAGCGUCUGCUUGCAGUGCUCCCUCUGCACAUGUCUCCUUACUUGCUGGGUUCCCUUGGAUUUGGCAUUCGUCCCCUGCCACCCAUUCGUUAAUGACUGGGCCAAAUGAGAGGCCAGUUGUCUUCCUCUGCUGCCGUCCCCAGCCCAGGUGGCCUUCUCUUACCGCCCACCCGAUACUCCUCUGCUCGGUACCCCCCCGGGCCAGGAAUGCCCCUGUGCACCAGGGCCCCCUGGCUUCUCAAAGGAACCAGUGCUCCGCUGCCAGCCGGCCCUGCCCUCCUUUCCUGCAAGAACCUCGGUAAAGGCCUGAACUUUCCCUGGGCCCCUGCACCCUCUUCCUGGUUGACUGUCUGUGCCCCAGCGGGGCGUGGUGUGCCUCCCGUAGGGAGAUCUAAGGACUGCAAGCCUUUUUUCAAAGACAUUAGCCUCUCCCUGUCGCCCCUGAGCCAUCUCCGUAAGUUCAAAGUCCUGCAGUACAAGUGCAACCAAGGGACAGUGGUCCUGGUGGCCACCUCUGUGUCCUCAUAGAAGAUCAAUGGCAUUAUUCGGAUAUUCUGGAAGAACAGCUUUGGAGGACAGAUUUCACUUUGCAACAGGGAGAGUUGUCAUGCCAGUUUUGUGCCUCUCCCAGGGGACCACGGGAGCCCUUGGAUUUUUCUCCCAAGACAGCGGAAGCCUUUGGGGAGUUGGUGCUUCUGUGACUCUGUCCCUUUGGCUCACGGCGUGUGCAAGUGCAGAGCGAACUGAACUUAGGAGAGAGACACCCAGGAGAUCAGGGAGAUGGUGGUGCCCUUGCAGUGGAGGCAAGAGACGCGGGCAGCAUAGGAUGAUCCUGUGGGUACAGCCCUCUGGGCUCGCUGGUGGCUGGAGGAGAGUGGCCAGGGCCGGGGUCGGGGGACAUAACCAAGACUCGUGUGAGGCCGAGGCGGGGGCCUGAGAUGGAGGGAGGCUUCACGGGAGAUGAGGAUGUGGAAGGGGGCGGCUGGAGCGACAUCUUCGACAUCUUCAGAGUCCUCAGAGUAAAGGUGGUUUUUAAAGCUACAGGACGACCCCAUGCCCAACUCCCCGGCAGCCUGAGCUGUGUGAGUUUUAGGUGGGUCCUGCCCUGUGGCCGCCAGGCUGUGGGGAAGCUUGUGAUGACCGGGACCUCUAAGACCGUCCUCGACCUCCAGGGCCCACAGGUCCUCAGCAGUCUCGGCCUCUGGCCUCCCGUUUGCUCACUGGUGCUGGGCCCAUGCUGACUCCACUCCCACUGUGGCCUUUGCGCCCUUGUGCACACCGGGCCUUGCACUUGCUGCUCCCUCUGCCCGCUCCAUCCCGCUUCCUGCAUCACUGGACCGCCCCCCCCAACACUGUUCUAAUAGCAUUUAAAAUGGGAAAAAGGAGUUCCCCGUGUGGCUCAGUGGUUAAUGAAUCCUACUAGGAACGAUGAGGCUGCGGGUCGAUCCCUGGCCUCGCUCAGUGGGUUUAGGAUCCAGCAUUGCUGUGAGCUGUGGUGUAGGCCCCUAGCCUGAGAAUCUCCAUAUGCCACAGGUGUGGCCCUAGAAAAGAUAAAAAGACAAAAGGGAGGGGGGCUUGAAUUUAAAAUGGAAAGCUCUUCUUUAAGGAGAAUGCUAGUUAGUCAACGUGGAAAGUGUUCCGAAGCCAAUGACGGCAGUGACGGACGGAGGGAGUGAAUCCUCUCGGGGCAGGGCCACGGAGAGGGCCACUCGCACGUCCUUUCCAGGCCCCAAGAGGGGUCAAGCUUCACGUCGAGGGUGGCAUUUCAGCAUUUCAGCCCACGGCAUACUUUUCCUGGCAGCCCCAGAUGCUGGCUGAGGACAGCACAGGUGCUCAGGUCUGGCGUUUCUGCCCAACCCAGGGCUUCCCUUCUAGGCGGUCUUUGGGCUGGCUGAGGUGCUGUCCCAUCCGCAUCUUCUCUCUU